GUUGCCUCAAGCGUAAUUCAGCAUCCUGAAAAUGAAGGCCUUCGCUGGACUUAUCCUGGUGCUAGGCGCUCUGGUGGCAUCCACCUUGGCAGCUUCCCUAGACAUGUCCGAAAUCCACAAUCAGAACCAGUUAUUGGGAACUUCUGCUAGCUCAGGGAAAACUCGCGAAUCAAAUCUCAUCGAUCCCAAUGCCAUGGCCAAGGGAAAGACGGGGCCCGAGGAGGAGAAGAACGCCCAGUUCUGGUAUGACCUUGCAUACGAGGAGAUCGCCAAGCGUCUAGAGCAACCCCAACUGGACAAGAGGAAGGCCAAGAAUGUGAUCCUCUUCCUUGGUGACGGCAUGUCCCUGUCCACGGUGGCAGCAGCUCGCAUUCACAAAGGUCAGCUGAAGGGCAAUCCAGGCGAGGAGGAUUCUCUCAGCUUCGAGAAGUUCCCCUACACUGGCCUAAGCAGGACCUACUGCUCCAAUGCCCAGGUUCCCGACUCUGCCUGCACUGCCACCGCCUACUUGUGCGGUGUGAAGACCAAUAUUGUGGCUCUGGGAAUAACGGCUGCCGUGACCUUCAACAACUGCACUGGCAGUGAAGAUCCCACCAACCAGGUAGACUCCAUUGCUGCUUGGGCCCAGGCUGCCGGAAAGUCCACUGGAAUCGUUACCACCACCACGCUGACCCAUGCCAGUCCGUCGGGCGCUUAUGCCAAGACCACCAACCGAUUCUUUGAGAGCGACACGGAUAUCUUGACCUACGGAGAGGGCGAGAGUGAUCCGGCCACCUGCACUGACAUUGCCACCCAGCUGAUCACCCAGUCUCCCGGCAAGAACUUCGAUGUGAUGCUUGGCGGUGGAAUCGGUAAGUUCCUGCCCAAUACCAUUACGGAUCCGUUCAACAAGAAGGGCGAGCGCUCCGACGGAGUGAAUCUGCUGUCCCGCUGGCAGGGUCUGCAUCCUGGCGGAGUUUUGGCCUACAAUCGCGACCAGCUGCUGAGUGUAAAUGCCUCGAGGAUCACUAAUUUGAUUGGCACCUUCCGUUCGGGAGUUAUGAGCUUCAACAAGUUGGCCGAUCCCAAGGAGGAGCCCACUCUGGCGGAGAUGACGCGUAAAGCCAUUGAGAUGGUCAGCAAAAACGAUGACGGCUACUUCCUUUUUGUCGAGGGUGGACUGAUCGAUUACGGCAACCACUUUAACUCCCCAACCCAUGCCCUGGAAGAGACUCUGGAGCUCGAGAAGGCGGUUCUGGAGGCUUUGGGUCUAACCAAUCCCGAGGAGACACUUAUCGUAGUUACCUCCGACCACGCUCAUCCGUUGACCAUCGCCGGUUAUCCUGGCAGGGGUACCCCCAUCCUGGGACUCAAUCAGGAUGACACCGACAUAAAUGGCAUCAAGUACGCCACUCUGAACUAUGCAGUGGGAACCAAUCAGUAUCUGGAUGACAAAGGCCAGCGCAUUGAUCUCACAGAUCAAAUUGGAGCCGAAGACUUUAUCCAUCCCAGCUACAUCCAUGGCACCAUCGGUGUCCACGCUGGCGAGGACGUGGGAAUCUUUGCCACUGGCCCCCAAAGCCACCUCUUCACCGGAAUGAUGCAGCAGAGCACCAUUCCCCACCUGAUGGCCUACGCCUCGUGCAUCGGCAAGGGGCCCACUCUCUGUGACAAUUGAAGGGAAUAGAAUUCCAAUGAAUAUUAAUAAUUUAGAGUAUUUGAAGAGCA
Molecule: messenger RNA, 1707 nt
Organism: Drosophila eugracilis
Lineage: Eukaryota; Metazoa; Arthropoda; Insecta; Diptera; Drosophilidae
Gene: Alp7
Product: membrane-bound alkaline phosphatase
Exons: 4
Coding region: 32-1657 (541 amino acids)
Biological process (GO): dephosphorylation
Molecular function (GO): alkaline phosphatase activity
Source: RefSeq, a predicted model, not a curated record